UCUGCUCUGGGGAGUGUGGAAGACACAGGACGGACGCAACAGGGCUGAGAGAGAGAGAGAGAGAGAGAGAGUGAGAGUGAGAGAGAGAGAGAGAGAGAGGCGGAGUAGGAAAGCAGCAAUUUAAAAAGACAAUUGGAUUGAGUGUUCUCAGACUUGCACUGCAACCAUGGGGCUGGGAAGAGGGAAAGAUGAGUACAAACUGGCGGCAACGUCGGAUGGCGGGGACAAGAAAGGCAAGAAAGGCAAAGGGGAAAAGGAUAUGGACGAUCUGAAGAAAGAAGUUGACCUGGAUGAUCACAAGUUGACCUUGGAUGAACUCCACAGAAAGUAUGGAACCGACCUGACCCGGGGUCUUUCCAACUCUAGAGCAAAAGAGAUCCUCGCCCGAGACGGCCCGAACGCCCUGACGCCUCCUCCCACGACACCUGAAUGGGUCAAGUUCUGCAGACAGCUGUUUGGUGGUUUCUCCAUGCUGCUGUGGAUCGGUGCCAUCCUCUGCUUCCUCGCUUACGGUAUCCAGGCUGCCUCAGAAGAUGAACCCGCCAAUGAUAACUUGUACCUCGGUGUUGUGCUGUCUGCUGUCGUCAUCAUCACUGGUUGCUUCUCCUACUACCAAGAGGCCAAGAGCUCCAAGAUCAUGGAGUCUUUCAAGAACCUGGUCCCACAGCAAGCCCUGGUUGUCCGUGACGGUGAGAAGAAGAGUAUCAACGCUGAAGAAGUGGUGGUGGGAGAUCUGGUGGAGGUGAAGGGUGGAGACAGGAUCCCUGCUGAUCUGAGAGUCAUCUCUGCUCACGGCUGCAAGGUGGACAACUCCUCUCUGACUGGUGAAUCUGAGCCCCAGACUCGUACUCCAGACUUCUCCAACGACAACCCUCUGGAAACCAGGAACAUCGCUUUCUUCUCUACCAACUGUGUCGAAGGUACUGCCAGAGGAAUCGUCAUCAACACUGGAGAUCGCACCGUCAUGGGUCGUAUCGCCACUUUGGCUUCCAGUCUCGAGGGCGGCAAAACACCCAUCGCAAAAGAGAUUGAACAUUUCAUUCACAUCAUCACUGGCGUGGCUGUUUUCCUUGGUGUGUCCUUCUUCAUCCUCUCACUCAUCCUCGGGUACGGCUGGCUGGAAGCGGUCAUCUUCCUUAUCGGUAUCAUCGUCGCUAACGUGCCAGAAGGUCUCCUCGCUACUGUCACUGUGUGUCUGACUCUGACCGCCAAGCGUAUGGCCAAGAAGAACUGCCUGGUGAAGAACUUGGAAGCCGUGGAGACCUUGGGUUCCACCUCCACCAUCUGCUCCGACAAGACCGGCACCCUAACCCAGAACAGGAUGACCGUAGCCCACAUGUGGUUUGACAACCAGAUCCACGAGGCUGACACCACAGAGAACCAGAGUGGCACCUCUUUCGACAGAAGCUCUGCCUCCUGGGCUUCCCUCGCCAGAAUCGCUGGACUCUGCAACCGUGCCGUGUUCCUGGCUGAACAAGGAAACGUUCCCAUCCUGAAGAGAGAUGUAGCUGGAGACGCCUCAGAGGCCGCCUUGCUGAAGUGUAUCGAACUGUGCUGCGGAUCCGUCGGCGGCAUGAGAGAGAAAUACCCCAAGGUUGCUGAGAUUCCCUUCAACUCCACCAACAAAUACCAGCUUUCCAUCCACAAGAAUGCAACUCCUGGAGAAACCAAGCACCUGCUGGUCAUGAAAGGAGCCCCUGAGAGGAUUCUGGAUCGCUGCUCCACCAUCAUGAUCCAGGGCAAAGAGCAGCCCCUGGACGACGAGAUGAAAGAUGCUUUCCAGAAUGCCUACGUCGAGCUGGGAGGACUUGGAGAGAGAGUGCUUGGUUUCUGCCAUUUCAGCCUGCCUGAUGACCAGUUCCCUGAUGGCUUUGCUUUUGACACUGAUGAGGUGAACUUCCCCACUGAGAAUCUGUGCUUUGUCGGCCUCAUGUCCAUGAUUGACCCUCCUCGUGCUGCUGUGCCCGAUGCUGUCGGCAAAUGCAGGAGCGCUGGAAUCAAGGUUAUCAUGGUCACAGGUGACCACCCCAUCACAGCCAAGGCUAUUGCUAAGGGUGUGGGUAUCAUUUCUGAAGGCAACGAGACAGUUGAAGACAUUGCUGCCCGCCUCAAUGUGCCAGUUUCAGAAGUUAACCCCAGGGAUGCUAAAGCCUGCGUUGUCCACGGUGGAGAGCUGAAAGACAUGACCUCAGAGCACCUUGAUGAUAUCCUGAAACACCACACUGAAAUCGUCUUUGCCAGAACCUCCCCUCAGCAGAAACUGAUCAUUGUGGAAGGUUGCCAGAGGCAGGGAGCCAUUGUAGCCGUGACAGGUGAUGGUGUGAACGACUCUCCCGCUCUAAAGAAAGCCGACAUUGGUGUUGCCAUGGGUAUCGCUGGAUCUGAUGUUUCCAAACAAGCUGCUGACAUGAUCCUGCUGGAUGACAACUUUGCCUCCAUCGUUACCGGAGUGGAAGAAGGCCGUCUGAUCUUUGACAACUUGAAGAAGUCCAUCGCCUACACUCUGACCAGUAACAUCCCUGAGAUCUCACCCUUCCUCCUCUUCAUCAUCGCCAACAUCCCGCUGCCCCUGGGAACCGUCACCAUCCUCUGUAUCGAUCUGGGAACUGACAUGGUCCCUGCCAUCUCCCUGGCUUAUGAAGCAGCUGAGAGCGACAUCAUGAAGAGACAGCCCAGAAACCCCAAAACAGAUAAACUGGUGAAUGAGAGGCUUAUUAGCAUAGCCUACGGACAAAUUGGCAUGAUGCAGGCCACAGCUGGGUUCUUCACAUAUUUUGUGAUCCUGGCUGAAAAUGGGUUCCUCCCCAUGGACCUGAUUGGGAUUAGAGUGUUCUGGGACAACAAAUACAUCAAUGACCUGGAAGACAGCUACGGACAGGAGUGGACAUACGAGCGCAGAAAGAUCGUAGAGUUCACCUGCCACACAGCUUUCUUCGUCAGUAUCGUGAUCGUGCAGUGGGCCGAUCUGAUCAUCUGUAAGACCAGGAGGAACUCCAUCCUGCAGCAAGGAAUGAAGAAUCGCAUCCUCAUCUUUGGUCUGUUUGAGGAAACAGCUCUGGCUGCCUUCCUUUCAUACUGCCCGGGUAUGGACGUCGCCCUAAGAAUGUACCCUCUCAAGCCAUGUUGGUGGUUCUGUGCCUUCCCAUACUCCCUCCUCAUCUUCCUGUACGAUGAAGCCAGAAGAUAUAUCCUCAGACGCAACCCAGGCGGUUGGGUGGAGCAGGAGACAUACUACUGAGUCAACAAUCGGAGGGAGCAGUCAGUUUUUCAUCGUUAUUUACUGCCAUGUUACAUAUUUGUCUGAAGUUUUAGCCAGGCUCGAAGAAAAAAAAAACACAUAAAGCAUGGAUAAAUUAAGAAUAUCUUGAUGUAUAUGUCCUUCUCAAUAAAAUAUUUCCUUACCAUUGUA
This is a messenger RNA of Cheilinus undulatus (humphead wrasse), 3409 nucleotides long. Its product is annotated as sodium/potassium-transporting ATPase subunit alpha-1. Gene Ontology annotation, cellular component: membrane. Gene Ontology annotation, biological process: potassium ion import across plasma membrane; proton transmembrane transport; sodium ion export across plasma membrane. Bases 167 to 3238 code for a protein of 1023 amino acids. Gene Ontology annotation, molecular function: ATP binding; ATP hydrolysis activity; P-type sodium:potassium-exchanging transporter activity. The transcript is spliced from 23 exons. The record is from RefSeq and is a predicted model, not a curated record. NCBI's taxonomy places the organism in Eukaryota, Metazoa, Chordata, Actinopteri, Labriformes, Labridae.